CCUAUAAAAGUAAGUGAAAGGAAGGGGUAGGAAUAGUCCACCUUCAGGAUUCUCCUCAUUUUCUAAGUCUUCCCUCUCUAGGCAAGAACACUUGCCUUCUUCUCCAUCUCAGAGGCAGUCCCUCCACAAGAAGAUCCAAAAUACUUGAAGCGUAUCAAAGGAGCCAUCAUGUCCCUGUCCUCCAGCUUAAAGAGUCUCCUCAUCGUCUGUGCCUUCGCGACUUUUGUUUUCAGUACUGUGGUAGAGAGUCUGACAUGUGUAGAUUGUGCUGAUGCUGCAUGUACCUCUACACCACGCACUUGUACGAACACUGAAAUCUGCUUCAGCAUCAGGAAACAAUUUAAUAAUACAUCAACAGGGCAGCACAUCCUGCAGAAAGGCUGUUCAAGCCAGUGUAAACCACUGUUCUUCUCGGCAACACUGGGGGAUAAGAUCACAUUUGGGUAUGGCCAUCAAUGCUGCAAAACUGACAAUUGUAACCAAGAGGACUUCCAAGUGGCUCGGAAAUCCUCAGAUCCCAAUGGCAUUAUCUGUCCUACCUGCUACAGCGAAAGUGAUUCUAUCUGUAAACAGACUUCCCUCGCCUGUCAAGGGGAAGAGAAAAGCUGUGUUGUGUUUACAGGCUCAGGUAAUAAUCAACAGUCGAUAUUCGGCAUGGGUUGUGCGACUGAAAGUGCCUGCAACCUGACGGAUGUGGAAGCGAUAAAUAACAUAAAAAUCCGCACCUUCUGUACGGACGCCCGUAGCGGAAGCCCCCGGCUGACGUCCAUCAUCUCAUCAGUUCUGACUGCUCUCUUUCUGCUGAAAGUCUUGCUUUGAUCUCUUAGGCACUUCCAAGCCCAUCUACAAACAUUUCCAAACACUUCUAUAAACCUUUAAAAGUUGGAGACCUUGAAUGUCUUCCUCCCCACACUGCCUACCCACAACAUCAGAGAAUUAAAAAACUGAUAUGUCCAGAA
Molecule: messenger RNA, 959 nt
Organism: Callithrix jacchus (white-tufted-ear marmoset)
Lineage: Eukaryota; Metazoa; Chordata; Mammalia; Primates; Cebidae
Product: protein RoBo-1-like
Source: RefSeq, a predicted model, not a curated record